AUAGUUUAAUUAUGUUUGCCCAGUCAAUGCCUCGGCAUGGGAACCCAGCAGAAGGAUAGGAUACAGAGUUCACUGACUAUGAUGGAUAGAGAGUAGGCAACAUUUCUUAAACAUGUCCUGCCAUAGAAGGUGGCUGCUCUGGGCGGUGUGUCUGCUGUCUGCUCUUUUGGAGUAUGGUGCCGUGAGAGUGACCAUGAGAGAGACACGUCUGGAGGUGGUUCAGGGAGACUCCGUGACCCUGCCCUGCUCCUUCUUCACCAUGAGCCCCCUGUCCAGACUGAAUGUAAUAUGGACCCUCGCACCGCUCUCGGACCCAGACUCGCCUAAACAGGUAAUCGUGUUCGACCACGGCCAGGUGAUUGAGGAUCCCUCCCUGACCGGCAGGGUGGGUUUCACGGGCGUCCCCUGGAGCGCUGACAUCAUCCUGAACAACACACGCUUAUCAGACGCUGGCACCUACCGCUGCAUGGUGAGCAACCCCCCCGAGAACGGAGACCCAGGCAUAGGGGAACUGACGAUCAACGUCAUGGCGCCCCCUUCACUGCCCUUGUGCCUGUGGGAAGGGGUCACUGACAUGGGGGGGAGCGUUGCCUUGUCCUGCAUGGUCGCUGAGGGAGUGCCCAUUCCAGAGAUGCGCUGGGAUAAACUGGAACCACAGGAAAUCUCCCUGCCUAUCAAAAUGGAUGGGGACUUUACAGGUUCGGUCCAGAUAAUCAACAUAUCAUCUCAAACCUCUGGGCUGUACCGCUGUUCAGUCAGCAACCUCCUAGGCACCCAGAACUGUUAUGUCAACCUGUCAAUCUACAGCCCUCCUGCCAGUUCCCCAGGGAUCCUGCAGGGGGUGCUGUUGACCCUGUCCAUGGCUCUGGUGCUGCUGGCUUUGAUGGUGCUGGUUCUCUGGCUGCAUCGCUCUGGCCAGGAGAGGUGGAGUGAGGGGAAGGAAGAUGAGGAAUGUUAUAAUGAGAUUAGGUACACUCCAUCUCUGAUGAAACGCUCCUUUGUUUGAUCCUACCAUCAAAGGAAGGCAAAUGACCAGAUGGAUGGUAAAGAGAGAAAGGACAUUAACAUUAUACUUAAACUCAAUGAACUUUUGUUUCCUAAAAUGUGUAAACAAGGAAGUAUUCCAAUGCUGAAUGUAGUUCACUGAACUGUGGCUUGCGUGUAGAAUUUGGCUCACAUUCACCAAUUGUUGCAUCAAGAAUUCACACAGAAAAUAUUUAAAAUAUAUACACAUAGAAAACUGGUAAAUUGCAUUUUGUUUUAUGAAUAAAUCCAUUUGAAAUACAGUUUCAACGUCUGAGAGGAAUGUGCUUGGGUUUCUAUUUUGAAAGAAAAAUUGCACUACGAAAACACUGCCUGAUAAAAGCAUAAGAGAAAACAAGACAUUGGGAAUGGUCAAUAAAAGCACUCA
This is a messenger RNA of Esox lucius (northern pike), 1411 nucleotides long. RefSeq lists its product as uncharacterized. The coding region runs from base 113 to 1006 and encodes 297 amino acids. Gene Ontology annotation, biological process: homophilic cell-cell adhesion. The transcript has 6 exons. Gene Ontology annotation, cellular component: cell-cell junction. The record is from RefSeq and is a predicted model, not a curated record. Gene Ontology annotation, molecular function: ionotropic glutamate receptor binding. Lineage: Eukaryota; Metazoa; Chordata; Actinopteri; Esociformes; Esocidae.